Molecule: messenger RNA, 828 nt
Organism: Suillus plorans
Lineage: Eukaryota; Fungi; Basidiomycota; Agaricomycetes; Boletales; Suillaceae
Product: D-isomer specific 2-hydroxyacid dehydrogenase
Exons: 5
Coding region: 1-828 (275 amino acids)
Cellular component (GO): cytosol
Molecular function (GO): NAD binding; hydroxypyruvate reductase [NAD(P)H] activity; glyoxylate reductase (NADPH) activity
Source: RefSeq, a predicted model, not a curated record
AUGUUCCCCCGCAUAUUAGUGUGCGAUGAGUUCGAGGAGAUGUUUCGUGGGGUCGCUGAAAUUGUACAUCUGGUAUCAGGACCUCGUUCUCAUUUCCUCUCCUCAUUCGGGCCCAAUGGGCCGUAUGAAGGGACUGUCGCCUUGUACAGGUGCAACGCAUCUUCUGCAGUCAUAGGAAAAUUGGACGCGCCAUUAACCCACGCUUUAGCCGAUACGAGCAAGGUCUGCUGGAUCGCUCAGAGUAGCAGUGGUUACGAUAAAAUCGACGUGCAAGCCUGCAAAGAACGAGGAAUAUUGGUGUCGAAUACUCCAAGAGCGAACGAGGAUGCUACUGCUACUACCACUUUAUGCCUUAUGAUAUCGUGCCUGCGGCGCUUCUCGAUGGCAGAACGCUCCCUUCGCUCUGGUACGUGGAAGACACCCUGUAAUGCAGCGCAAACUGACGACAUUACUGGACGCACGCUUGGUAUCUUCGGCUUGGGCGACAUCGGUCUGAGAUUCGCUCGCCUUGUGCACGCCUUUCCGAUGCGCAUCGUAUGCUUCUCACGAAGGAAGGCAGAAUCCGUACCAGACUGGUGCGAAUAUGUCUCAAGCCUGGAGAAGCUGUGGAAGCAGGCUGACGUGCUGAGCCUACGAGUCCCUUUCAACCAAUCCACAGCUGGUAUAAUUGGAGAGAAGGAGAUCAGGACCCUGCGACGCGGAAGUGUGCUUCUCAAUACGUCACGAGGACGAACGGUGGACCAAGAGGCGAUGAUACGAGCGCUGGAGGACGGUCAUCUUUCGUCAGUCGGCUUGGAUGUAUACCCCGAUGAACCGCGCGUAGAUUGA